Messenger RNA from Amblyraja radiata (thorny skate), 4560 nucleotides. RefSeq names its product complement C3-like. Gene Ontology annotation, cellular component: extracellular region. Bases 1 to 4500 code for a protein of 1499 amino acids. Gene Ontology annotation, molecular function: protein binding; endopeptidase inhibitor activity. The transcript has 39 exons. Lineage: Eukaryota; Metazoa; Chordata; Chondrichthyes; Rajiformes; Rajidae. The record is from RefSeq and is a predicted model, not a curated record.
AUGUUGACCAUCGACGGCUCACGUCCUCAGUCAGUCUUCCCCGAUCGUUUAUAUAUACUGACUGCUCCUAAUGUUUUACGGAUCCAAAGAGAAGAGACUGUGGUAGUGGAAGCCCACAAUGUCGCUUCUGACAUUGUCGUACAAAUUAAUUUAAAGGUUUUUCCUGAACGCCACAUCGUACUUUACCAUACCGAAGCACAUUUGACUUCAGCCAACGACUAUCUAGCUUCUGCUACUGUUAAGAUAGAUGUAGACAAUCUUCCAAAGAUACCCAGCGGGAACCAGUAUGUAUAUUUGGAAGCAAUAUCAACAGAUUUUACGUUGCAAACUGUUAUCCUUGUGUCACUUCAAGCAGGAUACAUCUUUAUCCAGACUGACAAACCACUCUACACACCAACUCAAACUGUGCUUUAUCGGUUGCUUGCUGUGGACAACGAGAUGAAACCAUGCAAACAAAACAUGGUAGUUGAUUAUGUGAAUCCUCAAGAUGUUAUUGUUGAGCGGUUUGAAGUUAAUGUGAAAGAUGCUUCAGGAAUUGUUGCAAAGUCCUUUCCUGUUCCAGAGAUUGUGAAUAUCGGAAUGUGGAAGAUUGUUGCAAGUUACAAAGAUGCCCCCGCCAUAAAUUUCACAACCCAAUUUGAAGUGAAGGAAUAUGUGUUGCCAAGCUUUGACGUUACCUUGGAAUCAAAGAAGCCAUUUUUCCAUGUUGAUGACACAGAAUUGCACAUCACAGUCACUGCAAGAUUCACAUAUGGAAAACCUGUCCAAGGACGAGCCUUUAUCCUGUUUGGAAUAAUGAAAGAUGGUGAAAAGUUGAGCAUUGCAAAGUCACUUCAAUCAGUGCCUGUUAUAGAUGGCAGUGGGGAAGCCUCCCUGAAAAGGGAACAAUUGAUUGAAAACUUCAAAAACAUUGACGAACUGGUUGGGAGAUCAAUUUAUGUUACUGCAAGUGUUAUCACACAUGCUGGCAUUGACAUGGUAGUAGCAGAAAAAACUGGCAUAAAAAUAGUUGUCAGAAAAUAUAUAAUCUCGUUCUCCAAAACCUCCAAGUAUUACAAACCUGGGUUGCCCUUGAACAUGAUGGUCUAUGUAACAACUCCCGAUGGUUCCCCUGCCAGUGGAGUUCCUGUGAAGGUCGACAGUAUGAACGCCUGGGCAAUGACCCGUGUUGAUGGAAUUGCCAUCUUCGCAGUGAAUACUGCAGUCGAUUCACGAGAGCUGCUUUUAAAAGUUUCAACAGAUUCUCCCAAUGUUCCCCCUGAUCAACAGGCAUCUGCAAUGAUGGUUGCAAAGCCUUACAUGACACUACGUGGUUCACGGAACUACCUGAAUAUUGACUUUCAAUACAGAGAACUACGUUUAUGGGACAAUGUAUUGGUUCGCCUGCACUUUGUAAAUGACAACAAAGGUGUCCAGGACCAAAUAAGAUACGUGACCUACAUGUUCAUUAACAAAGGGAAGAUUGUGAAAGUUGGAAGACAGCUGAGAAUGAAAAAUCAAAACGUGGUGGCUAUGCAAUUUCCAAUCAACUCAAAUUUAUUCCCAUCAUUCAGACUGUUAGUUUAUUACUACGUUGUCAUUGGGAGACAUGUGGAACUUGUUGCUGAUUCUGUGUGGAUUGAUGUGGAGGACACAUGCAUCGGAACAUUGAAGCUUUCUGCUGCAAACCCAAACAACUUGAGGAGAACAUUUUAUCCCGGACAAGCGUUAACAUUGAAACUGACAGGAGAUCCUGGAGCAAAGGUUGUAAUCGUUGCUGUGGAUAAAGCAGUAUUUGCACUGAGUAAGAAAAAUAAAAUAACACAAAGUAAGAUCUGGAGUGUGGUGGAGAAAAAUGAUAUUGGCUGCACACCUGGAAGUGGCAGUGAUGUCUUUGGUGUUUUCUCAGAUGCUGGAUUAGCCUUCGUAACAAGCACUGACCUCAAGACUGAAAGAAGAACAGGGGCUGAUAAUGAUGAUGAGUACUAUGAUUAUGAAGACCUAACAUCAAGGACACAAUUCCCAGAAAGCUGGCUAUGGAUGACUAAUACUCUUCCAUCAACCCAGGAUGAAAAUGGCCAUACAACAAUGGAGCUACAUGUUUCCCUUAAAGAUCGUAUCACCACUUGGGAAAUACAAGCUGUUAGUUUGUCUCCAACAAAAGGACUGUGUGUUGCUGAACCAUAUGAAGUCAUUGUAAUGAAAGACUUUUUCAUCGACCUUCAACUUCCAUACUCGACUGUCUUAAACGAACAAGUGGAAAUUAGAGCGGUCGUCAACAAUAAUUUCGAAAAUGGAAUGAAGGUUCGUGUGCAAUUUCCUUACAAUGAGAACUUGUGCAGCCAUGCAAAACUAACAGAACGAUACACUACAACAGUCAACAUUCCUGGGAAAUCAACUGCUGUGGUGCCUUAUGUUAUAAUCCCAUUGACAAUUGGGGAAAUAAUGAUUGAAGUCAAGGCAUCAGUUCACGGUUUAUUUGUGGGUGAUGCAGUGAGAAAGCCCCUCCGAGUGCUGCCAGAGGGACUGGUUAACCAGUUCUUUUAUGAGAUGAGAGAUCAUUUCGCUGAAACUAUGGAAAGUAUUAUUGAUGAAUGGAAACUGACGCAUCUAAUCCAGUUUCCAAGCGGAGAUGGUGAAGAGAAUAUGGAAGUGAUGAGUGCGGCAGUGAUUGGUGUAAUAUAUACCGACAAAUACAAUCAAUGGGAAAAGUUGGAAAUGGACACCAGAGAAAUAGCACUGAAGUACAUCUAUUAUGGUUAUACACACGAAUUGCAGUUUCGCAAGGAUGAUGGUUCUUUUGCCACGCUUACGAAUCGAAAAUCCAGCACCUGGUUGACUGCCUAUGUGGUUAAGGUGUUUACAAUGGCACAUAACCUGGUCUUAAUUGAUAGAGACAUAAUCUGUGGAGCUGUGAAAUGGCUGAUAUUAAAGGAACAGAAACUGGAUGGUCAAUUUACGGAAGAGAGUCCAGUGCUUCAUACAAGUAUAAUUGGAGGAAUGCAGGCAUCAAACGACAAUGUGGCAUUAACUGCAUUUGUGCUGAUUGCAUUAAUUGAAGCUAAACCAGUUUGCUUAUCUGUGGUUCAGGAAUAUAAUCACAGUAUCAAAACAGCGACAGCUUACUUGUUGAGGCACAUAGAUGGCCUUGAGAGAAGCUAUGAUGCAGUCAUUUCAGCCUACGCUCUUUCCCUAAUGGGUAUAAGCAGGCAGCAAGUUGUGAUGAGAUUUGCUUCACCAGACCAAUCACACUGGCCAGUAAGAGGGGAUCCUAACUCUCUGUACACCAUUGAAGCCACGGGAUAUGCCCUUCUAUUUCUCUUGCAGCAGAUGCAGUAUGACCAAGCUGGAAAAUUAGUGAGAUGGCUGUCGAAGCGGAAUGAAUAUGGAGGAGGCUUGAGCUCUACACAGGCGACAAUAAUUGCAUUACAAGCACAGGCCAAAUACGUAACUGUACCUCCCGAGUUCACGUGGAAUGAUUUGACUGUGAAACUGUAUAUUCAGAAGAACCUCAGGGCUGUAUGGAUUAAUAUUGCACCAGGAUUUGUACAGUCAAAAAUGAUUUCAACAUCUUAUUAUGGAAAGGUGCUCGAUGAUAAAAAGGAUUGUAAGAGGUACAAUCUACAAGUAACUGUUGAACACGUUGAGGAAGCUAGGCGACCUGAAGGUGUUCUAAACACAUUACUGAUGAAUAUCUGUACCCGCUACCAUGGUGAUACACCAUCCUCAUUUGUUAUCUUGGAUGUGUCCAUGUUAACUGGAUUUACUCCAGAUAGCAAUGAUCUUGAACAGCUUAAAGAUGGAAUUGAGAAGUUUAUAGCAAGAUAUGAAAUAGAUGGGUUGUCUACUGGAGGAUCAUUGAUCAUUUAUUUAAAUACGGUGCCAAAUCUCGAAGAGAGCUGCUUUGCGUUUAAAGUGCACCAAUUCUACAACAUUGGAUUUAUUCAACCAGCUGCUGUCAAGUUAUAUGAAUAUUAUAAUACAACAAAUACUUGCACUAAAUUCUAUAACGUCCCCGAACCCAGUGAUUUGCUUUGGAAAAUAUGUCAAGAAGAUGAUGAAUGCAGAUGUGCUGAAGGAAGCUGUGUUUCAAUAAAGACAGAUCAAAGAGAACUUAUAAAACGUGACGACUUUUCAUGCGCCCCAGGAACUGAUUAUGUUUACAAAGUGACAUUUAUUGGAAAGGAAAAGAGAGACAGUUACAUAUACUACGCAAUGAAAAUUCUGGCUCUUAUCAAACAAGGAAGCGAUGCAGUUGCUCAAGAUGAUGAGAGGGAACUAAUCACACACGCCAACUGUAAUGAUAAAUUUAACGUGGAACUGAACCAAGAUUAUCUAAUAAUGGGACGCCGCUCAGAUCUGUGGUUUGGUGCGGAGAGUGUGAGAUAUCUGAUUGGAGAAAAUACAUGGAUAGAAAGGUGGCCAAGCAAUGCAGAAUGCCAAGAGGAGAUGUUCAGAGAACUCUGUACAAACCUGAGGGUGUUUGCCGAUGACCUUGGCAUCUUCGGGUGCGAUAGUUAAUUACGUUGCAGCUUAUUUACACACAACAAUUUUCAAUAAAUAAAGCCAAAUAAUCAAAUU